Molecule: messenger RNA, 3531 nt
Organism: Symbiodinium sp. CCMP2592
Lineage: Eukaryota; Dinophyceae; Suessiales; Symbiodiniaceae
Source: the annotation of a GenBank genome assembly
AUGUCGUCCUGGAGGGACUGGCCGGAUACUACUUGGACACCUUCGUGGACGAGCUCUGGGCCUCAGGAUGCUUCUUCGCCACCCUCAGGUGAGUAUUGGUCUACUUCGUCUCCCUCGUCGAUCUCCAAUCCUACCUGUUGGCCUACUUCGUCCUCUCCGCCUUCCUGGGACCUUACAUGGACGAAUUGUUCACGUGGCUCAUCUUCGUCUCUUACCGCCCUGCCACAAACUCCAGCUUUGACUUCAUCGGCUGCCAGUGCUGGAAAUGAGGGAAAUGCUGAAUCUGUUGACCCAGCUUUGGUGGCUACCCCUGAACCAGAGUCCUCGGCGGUUGAUAACGAGGGAAUUACCCAACGUUUCCUCACAAUUCGACCUGGACGUGAUCGGUGGCACCACACAGACGGAUCUGUCAGAAACCGUCUCCGGGAACGCAGAGAAGCCGAGAGAUUGGCUCCUAUCUCGGAAACCGAACCACCUUUUGUAGUAGAAGGGAGCCAAGCUACCCCGCAAGGCCCUGUGAUCCAAGCGAAGACGUUCUACGGGGACGCGUUCUCAGAGAACUCUACCACCGCGGGAGAGGGAACUGACUUGGAUGCUCAAGAAAGCGACAGUGGGGCGACGUCUUCUUCGAGUACAACCCCUUCGAAUGAGAGCGUUGGCUUUUGGAGACGCGGGGAGUGGAUUGCGCGACCGCGCACUGAAGGGGAACGUCGGCAACAUCAAGGUGGCAAUGGUAUGCAGCGCUGGCUAAAACGUGAACGUCGUAUGCGGGCCUACUUUCUGGGUCAGUGGCGCCCGGCUUGGUUGGAGACCUACGUCCGGGAAAAGAAUCAACGCCUCCAAGCACAGGAACAAUUCUUUGACUUCUGGCCAGCCGUGGUCCUCUUCUUCGUCUUCUACCGAAGCGUGGUCAUCCUCGUCACCUUCAUGGUGGGAAUCUACGCCGGCAGACCCCAACACUGCUCACUGGGGGUGGACGGGACAAGGCCAGUGGGAGGAUUGGUCCUGGUCACAAAAUGCGGAGACAACCUACUCUGGUGGUCGACUUCCUCUACAACAACGACGUCGACUUUGUUCUGGUUGGUUGACUCCCCUACGUUCUCCUCCACUACUUCCACCACUGGGGUGAGUGAGCCGGUCAUUGAUGAAGGCGAGCAGGUGACGGUGGAAGCUGAGACUGUGGACGAUGGGCCUUUCCUUCCCAACUUUGGGCUUUUCCCUGAGGUUCACCCCACGCCGGUGGACCAUGGUGUUACAGUCACUGUGGGUGAAGGUGAGGAGGCUUCCUUCAUGCAACUCACCAAUGCAGAGCAACGUCGGCUUGAGGAGCGUGGUGUUCCUGCUCAGAUGAUCAGGCGAGUGGAACACCUCUUCAAUCAGCUAGAGCGGAUGCAGGACAUGGGACAAGGCCCCGAAAGCAGAUGGAGUGUUGGCUGCCUUCGACAGCGGCUCAUUGAGGGGAUGGAUGCCCUGGAAGGUCUCUAUGAAGUCAUCUCCCGUCGUCUCCUUCCUCGUGGCUAUUUACCGAUCAGGCGGGUACCUCACACUGAGCAAGAACGAUGGCGCAUGUUUAAUUGGGGACGUAAUUACAUGGAUCUCUUUGUCCAGACGUUGGAGCACCACCUACAUGUACGUCUUCAGCCCGGCGAGUCAGAAGGCUCGCCCGUCCCUGCGGCUGUGUCACCACCUAGUGCGGUGUCCCAGGCUAUUGCCAGUGAGGGAACCAUCAACUCAGUGGCUGCUAGCUCCAGUGGUCCAGGUCGUCGCCGUGCUGGCCGUCGACGUACGCGCACCUCGAGAUCGCGGAGCCCUUCGGGAACCUCAGAAUGGGUACCAACAAUGGAUAGUGAGUGGGCUCUCAAUGCAUCUGGCACCCUUGUCCAUGUUGAGCCUGCGUCCCCCUCGGGGGGUCCCUUGGGUCCUCCUCCGCCUGUACCUGUGAACGUCCCAAUCCUUCCACCAGGUGCCGAUGGUGAAUUACAGGGGAUUUGGAGAGAGCCAGAUAGCAACUCAAGUGUGGUGGAGACCUCAACGACCACGACAACACUUUACCUCUGCUCUGGCAUUACAGUACAGGAGCCAGAUUCCCCUUCAACCACUCUUUCAGUGGAAGAGUUUGAUGAGUUGAACCUGGUGCAGACAUGGUGCUCUUCUUCACCCUCCUCGACAACCACGACAACGAGUACAUCGAUGGAAGUGGGAGCUGGUACAGUGGUUCGGGAAGCUGUUGACUUUCAACUUGUACAAGGCAACAUCGGAGAUGCCGUGGAUGUUUGUCAUCGUCUAUUAGCUCGGCAAAGGAGGUUGCACAGAGAGGCCAUGCUCGUUGGAGAAGCCACAGAAGAGAUUCUUCACUGGCUGCGUACUCCUUUGACAGCAGUGUCGUUCAAUGGACGAACCAUGGCUCAGGAGAUCCCGGGAGUGAUUCAGGAGAUGGCAGCUUCGUCGUCUUCUACUGGCACAGUGGCGCUUGGUUCGGCUUUCGACGACGACUAUGGCGAGCUCACAUGGCUCGACUAUAUGAAGGAGAGGGCCAAACUGUACCACAAGGGCAUUGGUCGUCAGAAGAUGAUCGUCGAUUGCUGCUACUCCAAGCAGAUGAAGCCAUUGGAGUUACCACACCGCUCAGUGCCGAAAUGUCGGGACAACUUCGUCGCCCUGUUCUUCAAGCUCGUCGCCGUGGAAGUCGACCUCGUCCCCGUCGUCUACGACCUGAUCUUCAUGAUGCUCAACCUAUGGCACAAGAAGGAGGUCCUGGUCUUGCUCGACCUGUUCGCGAAGGCCCUGUACGAGAUCGAGGUGGUGAUCGAGAGAUUGAUGGAGGUCGCAGAGGACAAGCAAGAAGGGAAGGGUCCGUCGCUGGGAGAACGUCACUAUGCACUGAGGAAGGAGGAGAAGAGAAUGCUCGCCACGGCCACUGCCAUCAGUGAAGGACGACCCAUGGAGGACCCCACCGAGAAGGCGAAGUCGCAGGACCAGGAAGGCAAAGACACGAAGAAAGACGAAAAGAAGGCAGCUUCACUCGCCGUCGCGGGAGUCUUGGUGUGCUUGUCGCUUGCAGGCGGUGGCUUUAUUUGGUGGCGAAGGAGGAGAGCGAGAGCAGGGAAGUUCGAGAAGGGUGUGCCUCCAAAGCCCAAGAAGCCUGGCAAAAGGGGCAAGAGUGCAGAGGGGGAUAAGUCCGCAGACGACGCAGAAAAGCCAGCCCGUGGCAUCGUAGCCGGCACGAUGGCGCGGUUUCAGCGCUUUGCGAACAUGGCUUCUUUCGCGAGCUUCUCACCAUCCCGGAAGCCAAAGGAUGCAAAAGGAGACGAGGCAACAGAGCCAGCAGCGAAAGGGUCAGACGAUGAUGCAGAUGCUUCUGCCAAGGAAAAAGAGGAGGCGAAAGCCAAGACUCCGGAAGCAGGUGCCGCUGAACCUCCUUUGCCACCGCCGUCGGCUCCGGUGUUCACCGGCGACCAGGCAGCGCCGGAAAAGGAGGGCACACCGCCGGCGGCCGCCGCUGAGACCGCCGAGGAGCCAAAGGAGUACUGA